UUUUUUUUUUUUUAUGUGUGCAUCUCAAUUAUCUGAUCCCGUUGUGACUGGGAGGUGCUCAGGGGUGGAGCUCCAGUGAGGGGCACGAAUCUACAGGCUGCAGCCUCUCAAACAUGAGCAAACUGUCUUUCCACAAUAACAAGACGAUGCAGGACCGCCGGUGUGUGUGUGUGUCUCCGAAUGAUGAAACACUCAAUGUAAUAGUCAGUGUUAAGACUGUGUGUCAGGAGUUGUUGGUGCAGGUCUGUGAUCUGCUUAGAUUGAAGGACUGUCAUCUGUUUGGCCUCAGUGUUAUUCAGAAUAAUGAACAUAUAUAUAUGGAACUGGGACAGAAACUGUCAAAAUAUUGUCCAAAAGAGUGGAAACGGGAAGCCAGCAAGGGAAUUGACCAGUUUGGACCUCCAAUGAUUGUUCACUUCAGAGCACAGUAUUAUGUUGAAAAUGGAAGACUUAUCAGCGAUCGCAUGGCACGGUAUUAUUACUACUGGCAAUUGCGGAAGCAGGUACUGCAGUCUCAGUGCAUCCAGAGAGAAGAGGCUUAUUUCCUUCUGGCUGCAUUUGCGCUGCAGGCUGACCUGGGAAACUUCAAACGGAACAAACACUUUGGUGCCUAUUUUCAGCCAGAAGCUUAUUUCCCCUCCUGGGUAAGUCUGCACAGCACCCCAUUAAACUACUUCCUGAUGAAUCAUUAUGCUGAUCAAGCUUGUUAAACGUGUGUUUGCGCCGACCGCCCUCUGUGUGUGGUUUAUGGGCUGCACUGUGUUGUCCCUAAAUAUUCAGCAACAUUGAAUAGAGCUUUUUGUAAAGACGACAACAAAAACAACAACAAAAAAUGUUUUAUUUAUCAGUGCAUGUAGGGGAUUGAUGUUAAAAAUAGUUGAACGCUUUUAGACAGAAUCUUUGGUGCGUUAGCUUCAGGCUUGCUGAGCUGUGCUAUUAUCUGGACACACAUGGUGUGAGGCGCUCCUUCUCUGCAGGAUGGUGCAGUCAGAGAUAGGCUGUGCAGAUCACAGAGACUGCUGACAGCACUGCUGAGGAUAUUCAUUCGUGUU
Messenger RNA from Pimephales promelas (fathead minnow), 1052 nucleotides. Lineage: Eukaryota; Metazoa; Chordata; Actinopteri; Cypriniformes; Leuciscidae. The record is from RefSeq and is a predicted model, not a curated record.